This is a messenger RNA of Phoenix dactylifera (date palm), 1777 nucleotides long. The record is from RefSeq and is a predicted model, not a curated record. NCBI's taxonomy places the organism in Eukaryota, Viridiplantae, Streptophyta, Magnoliopsida, Arecales, Arecaceae.
CUCUCCGUUGCUAUAAAUAACGCUCCCAUCUCGCUCGCUUUCUUCUCUUCUUUCGUUCCAAGCGAGACUCCUCUGAGUGUGGAGGGAGAAGAGAGAGAGAAUAGGAGGAGGUAUGGGAGUGGAGGGGAACAAUGGGAGUUGUAUGGCGAUCCGGUCGCUGCCGCCGGUCUCGAUCUCGAGGUGCUCUCAUGGCUCCUCUGUGACCUCAGAUGAUUCUUCAACAUGUGGAUCACCAAGAUGGAUUGGAAGGGGUCUUUCUUGUGUUUGUAUGAAGCGAAAAGUAACAUAUGAACGCAUCUGCGUCAAUCUUACGCCUUUACAGGAAGAAAGACUUCAAAGACUGAAGCAUCGCAUGAAGGUUUACUUUGAUUCCCUUAGGAGAGAUCAUCAGGAAGCUCUCAGAGCUCUUUGGUAUGCGACAUACCCUGAUCAAGAACUUCAUGGUCUGAUAUCUGACCAGUGGAAGGAGAUGGGAUGGCAGGGUAGGGACCCAUCGACUGAUUUCAGAGGAGCUGGAUUUAUUUCAUUGGAGAACCUGCUCUUCUUUGCAAAGACAUUUUCUACUUCUUUUCAGAGGCUGCUGAAGAAACAAGGUGGGAAGCGAGCUACUUGGGAGUACCCAUUUGCAGUUGCUGGUGUAAAUAUUACAUUCAUGAUAAUGCAAAUGCUGGAUCUGCAAUCUACAAAGCGAAGGACUUUUGUUAGAGCUGUUUUCAUCCAAAUGCUGUCAGAAGAUGAGUGGGCAUUCGACUUGCUUUACUGCGUAGCAUUUGUGGUUAUGGACAAGCAGUGGCUGGAAAAGAAUGCUUCCUACAUGGAAUUCAAUUUUUGAGAUCGACUCGUGCACAGCUGGAGAGGGAAUUACUAUUGGAUGAUGUGAUGCGGAUAGAAGACAUGCCAUCUUAUAGCCUUCUUUGCUAGCUGUGGAGCUCACUGAAGGCUAGUCGAUUGAAGUGUAUGGUCCCCUCUUCCACCGUUUUUUUUUUUUUUUACACUCUUCAGCAAAAACAAGAAAAAAUCUGAUGACCUCAUAGACAUUUAAACGAAAAGCAUAUGAUGCAAGGACGUGUUCCAUUUCAUCCUCAAAGACUGUGCCAAGCUUAUGUCAUGAAGCACGGGUUGGAUCGGAUUUGUAUGUUAUCAAUGGAUGGAUGCGUUGUUAUGCGGCACUCGAGUUUGUGGAUGAUGCCUGCCACUUGUUCGAUGGAGAUCCUGGGAGAAAUUUGAUAAUUUGGACAACGAUGAUCAGUGUCGAACCAUGCGAAGCAACUCUGGGGUGUUGGUGCUCUCAGCUUGUCCUCGAUUGGGCGGGUUGGACUUGAGGCGGCAGAUUCAUUCGUAUGUGAAGGAGAAGGGGGUUCAUAUGGGAGAGAUUCCUGGGACGGCUUUGGCGGAUAUGUAUGGAUGCUAAGAAUGAUGCGGUUUCAAUGGCGCUUAAACUGUUUGGGAAAAUGCCAGAAAAAAAAGAAAAGAACAAUGUCACAUGGAAUAAGAUGAUUUGUAGGUUAGCUCAUCAAUGAUCAUGCUAAUAGCGCUCUCAAGCUCCUCUGGGAGUUGGAAAAGGAGGUCCAGCCUAAUGAUAUAGCUUUUGGAACAUUUUUUCUUCUCCAAUGGAUACAUCAGAGGAAAGCAAUGAGCGAAUUAAAUCAUGCAUUUACUCACCUUAUUAAUAUGUGAAUAUCUUCUGCAUUUCAAUCAGAUUUUGAUUUGAAGAAAACUAAGCAUGGAUGAAUGACUUUAUUUAUAAGAUUAAACCAUUGUUGUCUUCUAUAUUCUA